CAUUUGGUUGAAAAGUUGAAGGAAAAAUGCUCCAAGAAGAGAGAUGAAAUUGCAAGAAUGUUGGAAAAGACAUCACAAGUUAAGCAAAUUAAGGAAAAUUUAAACCAAUCUGUGUCUAUGGCAAAAAAAGAGGCAUUUGGACUUGAGCGAGACUGCAAAAGCAAAACUAGCAACAUACAGAAGAUGGUACGACAACUUAAAAUGCUUGAACAACAAGUACAGGAUAUUCACGAGCAGCAUGCAAAAAAUACUCAGGCUGAAGAAUCUAACGUGGAGGAGAAACUGAAGGUGCUUAAAGAUGAGGUUCAUGCAGCUGAGUUAACCCUGAAGAGAUUGAAAGAAGAAGAUGCUUCUUUAAUGGAGAGUAUACGUAGGCAAAAUGACGAAAUCCAAAAGAUAGCUGAUAAGAUUCAUGAUCAUGAAAAAAAUCACCAUGGUACCAUGCGCCGAAUCCGUGAUCUUCAACAACAUCAAAGCAAUAAGAUUACUGUUUUCGGAGGAGCCAAAGUAAUCAAUUUGUUACAAAUAAUUGAGAGAUACCACCGAAGGUUUAAAAUGCCUCCAAUUGGUCCAAUUGGUGCCCAUCUGAAGCUUCUUCAUGGUAAUAAAUGGGCACUUGCCCUUGAAUAUGCUAUUGGGAGAUUGCUCAAUUCUUUUAUAGUGACUAAUCAUGCGGAUUGUCGUCUUUUAAAACAAUGUGCGAAGGAAGCUAACUAUGGUCACCUUCAAAUUAUUAUUUAUGAUUUUUCAAUCCCAAGGUUGAAGAUACCACAACAUAUGCUUCCUGAUACAGAACAUCCAUCAAUUCUUUCUGUCUUACAAUGCGAUAAUCACACUGUGAUUAAUGUCUUAGUGGAUCAGGGAAAUGUUGAGAGGCAAGUGCUAGUCAAGGAUUAUGAAGUUGGGAAAGUGGUUGCCUUUGAGCGAAGGAUCCAAAAUUUGAAGGAGGUCUACACAGCAAAUGGAUGUAGAAUGUUUUCUCGAGGUCCAGUGCAGACUGUUCUUCAUCCAAAUAAGAGGCAAAGAACUGGUCGUCUUUGUGGUUCUUUUGAAGAUGAGAUUGAGAAACUUCAUGCUGAAGCAUCUGAUGAACAAAGGAUUGCCAAUGACCUUAAAAAAAAUAAAAGAGAGGCAGAAGUCAAGCUUGAGGAACUUGACAAAUAUAUGAGUUCUAUUAAGAGACAAUGUGUAAAUGCAAGUAAAAGUUUUACUUCUAAGAAGCUAGCUUUGGAGGAAGAAAUGCAUCUGCACUCUGCUGAAAAUAAUGCAACGCCUUUGUCCUCUGUUGAUGAGCUUGUUGAAGAAAUUUCAGAGAUCCAGAAAAAAAUAGAAGAAGAACAAGUUUUGCUAGAUGGCCUUCAGAAAAACGGGCUUGAAGCAGCAGGAAAAGUGGAUGAUCUUAAAUUAGAAUUUGACAAACUUUGUGAAUCAGCGAAUGGUGAAAUUGCUGCCCUAGAGAAAGCUGAGAGUGAACUUGUAGAAAUUGAAAAAGAAAUGGGUUCAGCAAAUAAGGCAAAGGAUCAUUAUGAGGGUGUCAUGAAAAACAAGGUCCUAAUUGAUAUUGAGGAGGCAGAGGACCACUAUCAGGAGCUUACAAAGAAGCGCAAGGAAAGUGUUGAAAAGGCUUCCAUAAUAUGCUCUCAGAAUGAACUUGAUUCAUUAGGAGGUUGUGAUGGCAAUACCCCAGAGCAAAUCAGUGCUCAAUUAGGAAGACUUAAUCAGACACUAAUGCGCGAGAGUCAAAGGUACUCGGAAUCAAUUGAUGAUCUUAGGAUGCUGUAUAAGAAAAAAGAGCGUAAGAUUGCAAAAAGGCAGCAAGUUUACAGAACCCUUCAACAGAAAUUGGAUGUAUGUAUUUUUUGGUUUUACUUAUUCUAUCGAUAAAUGCAAUUUUGUCGG
Vigna umbellata (rice bean) is the source of this 1899-nucleotide messenger RNA. The record is from RefSeq and is a predicted model, not a curated record. Lineage: Eukaryota; Viridiplantae; Streptophyta; Magnoliopsida; Fabales; Fabaceae.